This is a messenger RNA of Sarcophilus harrisii (Tasmanian devil), 14388 nucleotides long. It is a transcript of the gene DLGAP2, whose product is annotated as DLG associated protein 2. Gene Ontology annotation, molecular function: molecular adaptor activity. Lineage: Eukaryota; Metazoa; Chordata; Mammalia; Dasyuromorphia; Dasyuridae. The coding region runs from base 3613 to 6768 and encodes 1051 amino acids. The transcript is spliced from 13 exons. Gene Ontology annotation, cellular component: glutamatergic synapse; postsynaptic specialization. The record is from RefSeq and is a predicted model, not a curated record. Gene Ontology annotation, biological process: signaling.
UUUGCAAAGCACUUCACAUUAUCAUUUGAUCCUCUUAGCACCUCUGAGAAAUAGUUUCACUUAUUACCCCAGUUUAUAAAUGAAGUAAGUGAAACUUAGAAAAAUUGUCACUCUACUAAUAGUCACAAAGAUUUUGGUUUUCAGAGGUGAAAUUCAAACCUAGGUCCUCCCAUCUCAUUGGUCAAAAUUCUAUUUUUAAUCAGUAGAAACAAUUUUUUUUUUCCAAAAAGGAACCUACCAGAAAUAGCUUGGCAUGGUGAAUGGAAAACUAAUUUUCGAAUCAAGGAGACCUGGAUUUAAGUUCUGUCUUUGACACAUACUGGUUGUGUGAUUUUGCAUAAGUCCCCUAAUUUUUCAGUUCUUCCAAGGCAACCCUUCAAGAUUUCAAGUUGCAAAAAAAUGAUAGCAUAUAUUGAAAGAUGAAUUUUCUUCCUGGAAUUUUCUAUAUCAACAAAUUCAUAGGUCCAGUCCAAAACAAAAACCACAAAAACAACUGAUGGAUAAGGAGUGGGGUGGUGAAAGAAGUAAGGAGUGAGGGAUGAGAAUUACAGAAAACAAUGCAAAAGAAUUGGGAACUAACAAAGUAUCAUGUAACAAGUCUCAACACAGCUUUUGGAAAAAAAAAAACAAAAAGAAAAACAAGAAAUGAAACAGAAAAGUCCUUAAUCAUGAGUACUAAAUUCAUUACCAGCUCUGUCAUUGUGGGGACUAUCCCCUGAAAACAUUCUGAGCUUUCAUUGAGGAACAAUAAAGUUAAGAGUUAUUCAGAAUAUAGUUUAAUAUAAAUAAUAGAAUGUUUACCAAUUAUUUACAAAUUACAAAUAACUACAUAAAUUCUAUUCAUAAAUAGUAUAUUUUAUAUACAAUGUGAAUUUUGUACUCAUAUGGUAUAUUUUUAAAAGACAAAGUAAAUAUAGAGAUAUGUAAAUGUGUGUGUGUGUGUGUGUGUGUGUGUGUGGUUUGUUUGCUUUUGAUAUGGACUUGUGAUUGAUCAGCACAGGCUUGUAUUUCACAAUGCUACAAGCUACAGAAUAUUAUGAAGCCCAUUUACUAUCUCUGAUGGAAUUUACGGAUCAACAUUCUUUGUAGCAACUGGCUUUCACGGUUUACACGUAAUUAUUGGCUCUUUAUUUUUAAUCGUAUGCCUUAUCCGACAACUUUUAUCAAUAUCAGAGACUGGAGUGUCACUUAGAAUUUUAGAGUGGCCUCUUGGGCAUUGAAAGGAGUUAAGUGACUUGUCUAAGAUUGUAAAUCAAUAUCAGUAUUGUAUCAUAAAUCAAUAUAUAUCAGAUAGACUAAAUUAAAAUCUUCUGGAGCCUAAGGAUGUCCCUUUUUCUACUGUAUCUCUCUAUGUAUACAUAGUUGAGUAUAUAACACUUUCCUUUACACAUUGCACAACUGCUUGUGUGUGUGUGUAUGUGUACAUACACAUAUACACAUAUAUUUGUGAAAUAAAUAGCUCAAUAAAUUCUGGAUUGCAAAAUCAUAUUAUUUUCCUGGCCUGAGAAAAAAUAAAGAGACUUAGAGUUUCUUUGACACUAGAGUGAUUCAUUACAUAUAAUGAAUAAACACUCCUGCUUAAUUUAAUUAAAAAGAUGAGGAGCCAUGCAAAUGAUAUAAGGAGAGCAUAUAGACAGCUGUGCCAAAUCAUUGGCUUAUCAAUCUAUCAUACCUGCCACCCUAUUUAAAUCUGCCAGGAACUGUUCAUUUAAGUAUGCAUUUGCACAUUAAACCUCUUAUUGAUUCCAUCAUAAUGUCCUAAAAUGCUAUAAAUGUAAUGUUUUGCUGCACUAGUCGUGUUUAACUUGAAGAUUUUGACAUAUUCUUUGAGCAGUUUUAACCUUAUUUUAGAGAAUUUUUCUUCAAAACAAGGCUGUUGAAAUAAUAUUCAUAAUCUCAUACUUAAAAUUCUUUAAUCAAAAGCUUGAUGAGAAAGAGCUUUCUGCUUGGUAUUCUGAUUCUGUUUAAAAGAAAAGCCUCAUCUAGUAAAAUGUAUCCUGUGGUUACUUUUCAAGUCAUGUAAAUAUUCAUUUCACUCUUUUAUUUAAAUAAUACCUAGGGCUUAACAAUUGACAGUACAUUCUGAUCUAAUGAACACAAUAAGAUGCGAACAUACUAAGAGAUCAUAUUAGACUCUACUGUGAUACAAACAGAUACCAGGGAUCUUCUCAAAGAGAUUCCAAUCUACAUGGAGAUGCAAAGAGCAUAGGAAUUUAAGAAAAAAAGAUUCUUGAACAUCUAUUUAAAAAGGAAAUGAAUCUUUAAUUAAGGAAUAAAUCUGACCCGCCAAGUAGCAGAGUCCACACACAUACAUUUGUGCCAUUAAGUAUCCUCUUCCCCUUUUUCAUCAUCUGCAAACUGGGUUGACACUUUGCUCUAAGUAUUCAUAUGCAGAAUGGUAGGAUUUAUAUAAAAGCAUAACCUUUAAAAAAGCAAAAAUAAUGUUCAAUAUCUAUUUUUUUCACAUUAUAGGAAAAGGUUGAUCAGUGUAAGAUGGGCUUGACAUGCUAUCUGUAACCAAGGUUAGCACAUUUGGGAAGACAGCAGGAGUAAAAGAAGAAUUAAAUUCUCAGAACUGAAUAUGGUGCAUCUGUCUUAAGACAAAAUGAUGGGGAUUUGUCAGCACAUGUCAUAAGUAUUAUUUCAAAGAGAUGAAAGUUAAUGUUUUCUGUGGUUUGUGAAUAUUUUAAUUUUAAAAGGAAAAGAUUUUUUUUAAUGUGAAAUGCUUAUUAACUCGUCUGAAUUCCAGGUGCCUCAGAGACUGUACAACUUUUCACAUUGCAAGAAAAAACUUGCUUUAAGACUGUGUGCCUGUUUCUUUAUUGAUUACUGUUGAUUUUACCAUCUUCUAGGACAUUGACUGUCCUUGAGUUCCCAACCUGAAUCCAAGGACAAAAGUAAUUAUGGUGACAAAGACCAAUGCUGAUGGAGAGGAAGCUCACUAUUGUUCCCAAUCUUGUAUGUGAACUUCCUUAUAUGUAAAGAUUGCCUUUAUUGGUCUAUAACUUGUCAUAGAAGAAAGAGAGACAGAUAUACAGACAGACACCCAUUUUAAUGAAGAGGUCAGAAUUUGAGAAUGACAGCCAUUAUCUCUAGAGGCAGAAUUGCAUAAAUACCUUGCUGCCUCAUCACAAAGAUCUGACUAAUCCCUCAUUAUUUAGCUCUUAGUCACUGCAGAAUACUCAUUUUAAAGCUUUAGAAAGGUUAGGUUCCAAACAUUUGCAUGAUGUUGUCCUAUUGGGAACAGAUAUUACAGAAACCAUGUAUGAUAAUUCCCAGGGUCUAUGAGUUCUAUGGGCACAACACACGUCUCUUGUUUCUACUGUAAGAAUUAAAAAAAUUGUCCAUCUAUGUAUUGAAAUAAGUUAUUGUUAUGUCCAGAUAACUCCUCAAAGGAAUGUUGGAAAAAUCUCUACUUCUUCACUCUCUUGUACCUUGCUUUUGUCCAAGCUGUGACUGUCCAGGAAAAAAAUUAACAAGUAUGACCAACUCUCAUCAGGUCAUUUUUCCCCUCAUUACAGCCAUCAUGCUUCUGGCUGAGGAGGACAGGCUGGGGCAUCCCUUCAGAGCCCAUUAACAUCAAUCCUUAGUUGGCAGAGUGGUGCAGAAUUGAUGUUUAACACAAGAAACGCCCUCCUAGGAGCAGAGUGCUGCUUUCACAUGGUGUUGCCAACCCAUAGAGCGAGAGACUGGGCUCCUCCGGAGUCACAGUGUACUCUCUGUGGGGAACCGGAAGAGGAAGAGGGCGGAGAUCUGGUCCAGCCGGGGAUCAGUUUUCCAGGGCCAGCAGAGGAGGAACUAGAUCAGCAGUACUCAUGGUCACCAACCCAGCACUUCAAUGAAGAGAGAUACUCUCCUGCUCCUAGGAAUAUGAAAGGAUUAUCCAGUAGUCGAAAUCAACCACAGUUAUGUUCCGGUCAUACCUGUGGCUUAACACCCCCUGAAGAUUGUGAACAUACCCAUGACCACCUUCACCAUGGGCAGGAGCCAAGACAAUCGUACCUGCUUAGCCCUACAGAGAGCUGUCCCAUGGAUCACCAUCGCUGCUCACCACGGAGCUCCAUCCAUUCCGAAUGUAUGAUGAUGCCCAUGAUGAUGGGUGAUCAUAUGUCCAGUAGCACUUUUCCCAGAAUGCACUAUAGCUCACAUUACGAUACAAGGGACGACUGCGCCAUGUCUCAUGCUAGCACUAAAAUCAAUCGGAUCCCCGCCAAUCUUUUGGACCAGUUUGAGAAACAGCUUCCUCUACACAGGGAUGGAUUCCAUACUUUACAAUAUCAGAGGACUUCAACUGCUGCAGAACAACGGAGUGAAAGCCCAGGGAGAAUAAGACACCUUGUCCAUUCAGUUCAGAAGCUUUUCACCAAGUCUCAUUCUUUAGAAGGCUCUUCUAAAAGUAAUGUCAAUGGUACCAAGAGUGACAGUAGAAGUGAUGAUCAUCAUCAUGGCCAUCCUUCUAAACAUAGCAAAAGGAGCAAAAGCAAGGAGCGAAAGCCUGAAACUAAGCAUAAAUCUGGGAUGAGUAGCUGGUGGAGCUCUGAUGACAAUUUGGACAGUGAUAGCACUUAUCGAACACCCAGUGUGGUGAAUCGACACCAUGUAGAUCAUAUCUCCCACUGCUACCCCGAAGCUCUCCAGAGCCAUUUUGGGGAUCUCUCCCUAAAGACUUCAAAAAGUAAUAAUGACAUGAAAUGCUCUGCAUGUGAAGGCUUAGCUAUGACCCCUGAUGGGAAAUACAUGAAAAGGAGUUCCUGGUCCACUCUCACAGUAAGCCAGGCAAAAGAAGCUUAUCGAAAGAGUUCAUUGAACUUAGAUAAGCCUCUGAUCCAUCAGGAAAUUAAGCCUGCCUUGAGGCCAUGUCAUUACCUUCAGGUGCCUCAAGAUGAAUGGGGAGGGUACCCCACUGGCGGUAAAGAUGAAGAGAUACCCUGCAGGAGGAUGAGAAGUGGAAGUUAUAUUAAAGCCAUGGGAGAUGAAGAGAGCGGAGAAUCUGACUCUAGCCCAAAAACAUCACCAAAAGUAGCAGUCCGACCAGAGGCGUUGUUAAAGUCCAUUGGACAGAGACCGCUUGGAGAUCACCAAACCCAGAGCUACCUACAAGCUGCAAGUGACGUGCCUGGUGGUCACAACCUGGAUCCUUCUGCUAACUACAACUCUCCGAAAUUCCGCUCCAGGAAUCAGAGCUACAUGCGGGCAGUCAGCACUCUGAGUCAGGCCAGCUGCGUUAGUCAGAUGAGUGAAGCUGAGAUCAACGGGCAGUUUGAAUCGGUGUGUGAAUCAGUCUUUAGUGAAGUUGAAUCUCAGGCCAUGGAUGCCCUAGACCUUCCUGGUUGCUUCCGAACGAGAAGUCACAGUUAUCUGAGAGCCAUUCAGGCUGGUUACUCCCAAGAUGAUGAAUGUAUUCCUGCAAUGACAUCUUCAAACAUCACCUCAACUAUCAGGUCAACAACAGCUGUAUCAUACACAAGUUAUAAAAAGACACCACCACCAGUACCCCCUCGGACGACCUCCAAGCCUUUGAUUUCUGUCACUGCCCAGAGCAGCACGGAAUCUACCCAGGAUGCCUACCAUGACAGCCGGACUCAGAGGAUCCCUCCAUGGCCACAAGAUGGUCGAGGCUUGUACAAUUCCACAGAUAGCCUGGACAGUAACAAGGCCAUGAAUCUUGCCCUGGAAACAGCGGCUGCUCAGCGCCAUGCCUCUGAGAGCCAGAGCAGCUCAGUUCGAACAAGCGACAAAGCUGUCCUAGUGACAAAAGCUGAGGAGUUCCUCAAAAGCCGGCGUUCCUCAAUAGGAAUUCAGGUGGAAACAGCAACUGAUUCUGAUACGGAAAGUAGAGGUCUACGGGAAUACCAUUCUGUUGGAGUGCAAGUAGAAGAUGAAAAACGGCAUGGUCGGUUUAAACGUUCAAAUAGUGUAACAGCUGCAGUUCAGGCUGACUUGGAACUGGAGGGCUUUCCUGGACACAUUACUAUGGAGGACAAAGGUCUUCAGUUUGGUUCAUCAUUUCAGCGACAUUCAGAACCUAGCACUCCUACCCAAUAUGGCGCAGUAAGAACUGUACGGACACAAGGACUUUUCAGUUACCGAGAAGAUUAUAGGACACCAGUUGACACCUCAAACCUUCCCCCACCCGAUCCUUGGCUGGAGUCAUCUAUUGAGACAGUAGAAACUGGCAGGAUGUCACCUUGUCGACGGGAUGGAACAUGGUUUAUGAAACUACUGCACACAGAAACAAAAAGGAUGGAAGGAUGGUGUAAAGAGAUGGAAAGAGAAGCAGAAGAAAAUGACCUCUCUGAAGAAAUUCUAGGCAAAAUCAGGAGUGCAGUUGGAAGUGCUCAGCUUCUCAUGUCUCAGAAGUUCCAGCAAUUUUAUUGGCUUUGUCAGCAAAAUUUGGAUCCCAGUGCUAUGCCAAGGCCUACUUCCCAAGACCUGGCAGGAUUUUGGGACUUAUUGCAGCUUUCGAUUGAAGAUGUCAGCAUGAAAUUUGAUGAACUCCACCAGCUGAAGCUCAAUGAAUGGAAGCUAAUAGAAUCCCCAGAAAGAAAGGAAGAAAGAAAGGUUCCCCCUCCAGUACCAAAGAAGCCUCCAAAAGGGAAAUUUCCUAUUACAAGAGAAAAGUCUCUAGACCUACCUGACAGACAACGUCAAGAAGCCAGAAGACGGCUCAUGGCCGCCAAGAGAGCAGCCUCCUUUAGGCAGAAUUCAGCCACCGAAAGAGCAGACAGCAUUGAGAUCUACAUCCCUGAGGCCCAAACCAGGCUUUAAAGACAGAAUGCUGCAACAUUUCCUUUUUUAAAAAAAACAAACAAAAAAAGCUUGUACAGUUUGUCACUUAACCUGGUAAUUUCUGUCUCAUUUUCUCCACUGAAUAUGCCCUUGCUGUUGUGUUCUUCGUGCCAUAAGCACAGUGGAAUGUUUUGAUUUUUUCAAAGUUUGCCGAGCUCAUUGCAAGAAUGACUUCUUUUUGUAUUUAUUGUCUGACUUACAAUCAGCUACAAUGGAUAGGGCUUGGUGAGACCCGACUUAUCCAAUAUGUUCUCAGAGGACAACAAGAAACACCUCUUGAGAUGGAACCCAGCUUACCUUUUUUUGUUAUUUAUAUUUUUAUAAAUUGUGUGAUUAUUAGGGAUAAGAAUAACAAAUUAUAAAAUGGGUGCAUCUCACCAUCCACUAGAGGCAUUAGCUAACCAAGUAGAAGGUGCUACAAUGGCAAGUGCAUGACAGAAAGACCCCAUGUCUCUCAACUCCAGUUUUCUUUUCUUCCAGUCCAACUAAAUUAUUUGCCCAUAUACGCUGCCAUUCUCUUCAUCUUUGUUACUAUGGGAAAACAUUAAGCCUUUCAUGUAAUAUCAAGUUUUUGGAAAUGAAAAGGGAUCUAUCUAGAUGUUAUUCUGUACACAUAGACAGGUAGCCUUCCAAAAGCCCAGGAGUCUAGCCUUCUAAAGAUAUCUGGUAAGAUUUUUUUUUUCCAGGAACCAAAUCAUCAUUUUCCAAAAAACAAGUUUAAUUUUAAUGCAAAAAGACUGACAAACAAUGGGUAAAAAGACAGUGGGUAGCCUUAAAGCAUCUCUUCCAUAGCAAAACAUAAAAGCAAAGUUGUACUUAUUCCUAGGAAAUAGUUAUUGUCAUUUCAAUUCUUUUCAUGGGUUUGUUUUUAUCAUUCAUAUUUAAUUUUAAUUUCACCAAUUAUAUUACAUGUGAUAGGUCGUUUUCUCAAACUGCUGUUAUCAGUUAAACUUCCAGGGUAUCCUUGAAAAGAAAAGUUUGCUUGUUUAAAAUGCCAGUUGUGAUGUUGUAACCAGUUUAAGAAGUUUGAAUGUGAGUGGUAAGUAUAUCUCAGUUUAAAUGGUAAAGGUAAAAUGUAGCUUACAUUUGAAUUUUUUUUUUCAGAACUCUUUUUCCUAUGCAGUAUCAGCUAAGGCAAGUACCUUGCUUAUAAAGACAUAAAGAAAUUAAUUCAAGAAUUAAGGGAUUUCCAGCUCUGGAAUUUAAGAAGCAUUAGCAUGUUUUAUGACACUGACUGACAUGAACAAAAACAGGAGAUAGUUUAGUCAAGUAGCUUUCAAUCCUGAAUUAAGUUUAGAUAGUUUUCUUUAUUCCAGCUUCCCACUGGAAAUGAGGACUUUUAACUUACAGAUUUCUCUCUCCAAAGGAAGACCCCCAAAAUAUAUAUAUAUAUUUAAUGGAGCCCAAUCUCCACAUGAAUUAAGUUGAAAUGCAGGAGUAUUUAUUCCAGCUUCCCACUGGAAAGUGAGUGUCCUAAAUCAUAAACUCUCUCCAAAGGAAGACCCAAUAAGGUGGAUCUAAUAGAUCCCAGUUUCCUCGGACUUUGGAUGACUCCUCUAUGUUAAAGCAGAAUGGCAAUAUAUGAAAGAUAUUUUGAACAACUAUCAUGUUUUCUGUUUACCUGCUUUAACAAAUACCAUGUAUUUAGCCAUACACAGAACAGCUUCUCAAUUAUACUAUAGCACUUUUUUAUUGUGGGUUUUUUUUCCACCUUGAUUAGCACUUUAAAGAAGUACUCAGCUCACUCUGCAGCCUGCCACAUUACAAGCAUUUAGUAGCAAAGGUUGCAUAGCUUAUAAAAAUUUAGACAUUGAUUAACAAUUAAGUUUUUCUUUGUUCUUUUGGGCUUUUUUCUUUUUGUUCCAAAUAUGUUCCACCUAGCAUGAGAUCCAUUUGGAGCACAGUUGAUAUUAAAGCAUGUUUAGCUUCAAAGUUUGAAUUUUUAAAGCUGAGUAGUUAAGGAUUUCCUGUAAGGCCAAAACUCUGUAAAUUGAGCCUCAUACCUGGUAUAUAUUUUACCAAACAGCCUUAAACAAUAUUUGGAAGCAAAAACCAAGACGAAUGUAUAUCCUUUAAAAUAAUGCAAAAAAUCCCUUACAUAUUCUUCUAUAAAUGAAUAUUCUAUCCCCAGAGUGUUCAAAGCAUUUUCUAUGUAAAGAAAGAGCUGAAUCCUGGGUAGUGUACAAUACUGAUGCUGCUUCCUAUACUUAUUGUAACUAUACUAAAUACAAAUGUAUUUGCAAGUAUUGGCAUUUUAGUCUUUUAAAAUGGUAUUAUUUAAAGUUAAGCUGCUAUUUAGAAAUAAUCCACAGAGAAGCAAAGCCAGUGUAUUUCCUAGGUAGGGGAAAAGUAAAACAGAAUUGCACGCAUACAUGCAGACCUAUGUAUAAUUACUGGCAGCUGAUAUAUUUUGCCUAAUGUCCUUUAAUAUAUACAAAAUAUAUAAAGGUAAAAUAUAAAGAUUAGGUCAUAACUAUUAAACUUAGAUCCCAGAAGAAAGUACAAUUAUGACUUGAAUGAAGUUAUUCAUCAAAUUUAGAUUCUUUUUUGGUAUUCAGUGUCUUCAUUCUUUGAUUUCUACCAUACCUCCUUCUUCCUACACCCAUUCCCCAAAAAAGAUGGUAUAUAAUAUAAAUAGAUUAUAUAUAUAUAUAUAUAUAUAUAUUUAUGGUUAAACCAUCCUGUGGAUGAACAAAUAAAACCCCACUAAAUUUUACAAUGGUUGUUGAUUGAUAUGUUAAGUAUGCCUCUUUGGAGAUGUAUAAUUCCCUCUUUAGUCCACCUGUGUUCCAAAGAAGAUUAUUUGAAAGCAGAUGCCUGCUGUGAGAUGAUAAAAUUUUACCUGUUCAUGAUUCACAUCCAAGUGCAAUAUACUCAACUUGUCAUACAGGUGAUAUUCUAUCAACAAAAGCAGAAAAGAAGCCAUGUUCAUUUAUGUGUUGUCCGUUUCACCAAUUAAAGAGAAAUAAAGCAAUCUUUAUAAUACUUGUGUUAUAAGUCAAUCAAGCCAAUUUAUUUCAAUCACUUCUAGCAAAUAAUAAUCACAAUCAUCACAAUAAGCCUAUCAUAUACUGUAAUCCACCUCAUCUAGAGUGUACUUUUAAUUUAAAAAAUAAUAAGACAUGGAAUUGAGUGUCUAAAACACAGUUGAAAUUAUUGGCAUAAAAUGUUCCAUGAACAUGAAUUUGAUGUUCUCCAUAAAAAGAUGUUCUCUUUAAAAAGAUGAUGUUCUCCAGAAAAAUAAUUUGAUGUUCUCCAUAUGUAUAUAAAUGGACAUAUAUAUGUGCAUAUACAUAUCAUAAAGGUAUUAUUGAUCAUUGAAAAAUUAAUAUUACUUUGGGAAUUAUAUUGCUAAAAAACCAUAAACCAAUUAAUUGAUCAGCUGUAAAAUUUCACAUUUAAAAAUUUAGUAAUGCAAAGGUUUAUUAGUUAAUUGUAAAAAAAAAAAAAACAACCAAAAAGAAUAAAUAGGAAUCAAAAAUUUGACCUUAACCCAGAAAUAUUUUUAAGAAUUUAUAUUUGCUUAAAAAUACACUGUUUUCAAUGCAAUGAUUUCUUCUUUGUAUUUCUUUCCUCCCUCACUCACUUCAUUAGAUGCAAUUCUUGUCAGUUAAGAAUGUUACCAUACUUUACUCCUCUGCAAAUUUCCCAGGAACCAAUGGGCAUAAUUGGGCAUUAAUUGGGCAAUAUGUAAACAAAAUGACAUACUAUUUGAUAGGAAAAUAUCUAAUUUUCAAGUUCAGAUGCAUUGAAGAUUUUGCACUAAAUUAAUUUAAAGUACAUUUAAGUGACUUAAUUUUUAAACCUCCACCCAAAGUAGUAUAAUCUACUGUUAACUUUAAUAUCUUUUCUUUUAAUAUUAGUAUAAAGAAGUAGAUGAAAUUCCACCUCAUUAGUUUCAAUGGGUAGAUAAAAUUUAUCAUUAAAAAAUUAUAUGUUUCACAUUAUGUGCACAGAUAUAUGUACUUUCAGCACCUUCUUUUGAUAUAUAUGUCUCCAUUUUCCUGUCUUGAUUUUUCCCCUUUUCUGUCAUUCCUCCAAAGGCAGAAUCCUAUACUAAUUAUGAAUUUUGGCACCUCUACAAUUCUCAUUAAGUUUCUGUAUUGUUCUGUUUUCAUGAGGUAUCCCCAUGAUGGAUAAACUGAAAAAAAUGUUGACCAGUAUCCCAGACAAACAAUUGGCUUACAUCAUUCAUGAGAUUCAUCUAGUUUUGGCCAAACUCUUAUGUCUGAGAGUCUUGUCCAGUAUUCUGUGCCUGCUGAUAGAGAUUUUAAUAAAUCCAAAUGAGGCUCUGAAAUAUUUUAAUGGGGCUUUGAAAGAAUGCAUGUUUUGUGGGAAUAUCUCUCAAAGAUUUGAGUAACUAUGCACACAAGGAAAUAGGCACAAAUAGGCAAAAGAAUACAUUUGUGAGGCCUAAAAUGAAAUUCAGGAAUAAGAAUGCUUUAGAGAAUUCAUGACAUCUUUCCAGAUGAUGACAAUUAAUGCCAUGUCCCUUACUUCACACCAGGAAUCUUGCAGCUCGGAAAAGGUAAAAAGUAAGAUGGAAGUCUAGAACUAACCUUCAUCAGCAGGCCAUUCUAGAGCAAAUGUAGCAGGUGAGUUCCUAUAUUGGGCUCUCCUCAUGCAACUUUCAAAAAGUGAAAUAUAAAGAAAUAUAAGUGGCAUAGUGGACUUGGAAUUCUCCAAGUUCAAGGAAGACCAUGUUCAAAUCCUGCUUCAGAUGCUUUCCAGCUGUGUAAUCCUAAGCAAGUCAUUUAACCUCUCUAUGCCUCAGUUUCCUGAUCUGUAAAAUGAGAAAGUUGGGCUCAGUGGCCUUUCUGCUCUAACUCUAUGAUCUGUUACAUCAUUGUUCUUCUGGAGAGAAGACUGGUUAUUGCAUGGAUAGGAAUCCAGAUAUCUUUUUAAAAUGUAUGCAUAUAAUAUUUAUAUAAGGCAUUUCUGUCUACGUGUUUAAAUUGUAUUCAUUUCACAACUUAAUCUGUCCCCAUCAAAUCCUUUUGCUUUCUGUCUUUCGCAACAAAUUGAACACAUCAGGUGUUAAGAAAUCAAGAAGUUAGGGUCAGUUAUUCUUAAAUAUAAGGCAUAUAUUUUCCAAGGAAAUUAUGUUACCAUAUUUAAAUUGGCAUUUUAAUUAUCUCUUUCACAUUUUUGAACAAUAAUUUUUGUGUCAAAUCUCACAGGUCUAAAUUACUAAGUCAAAUCGGUGUCUGGUACUUUAAGUAACUUGGCACCUUCAUAAGAAAGAUAUAUGGCCAAUUGCAAUUGUACUAAGUUUAUAGUUUCAGUAAGUUACAAGUAUUAAGACAAGUAACCUUUGUAAAUCUAACUUGAAAGGACCUUCACACAAAGGGGUGCCUGGAUACUUUGAAAAUUGAUAAAGAGGGACAAGUACUUAGUACUUGUUAGUUAGGCAACCUAAUUUUUAGUCUCACAUUAAUCACUAAAUCAUCAUGUAAAAUCAGGCAUGGGUAUAUUGUGUCUUAGUUUUCUCAUCUGUAAUGUUGGAAGAAAAACAAUAAUAAUACCUAUCUCUUGCCUAGCUCACAAAUAUAUUAUGAGGAUUGACAACAUAAUGUUAAGGUAUGUUGAAGGUAUGCUGAAUUAACAAGAAGCAAGUGAUAAAAGUAUAAUGUAUUGUUAUUAUUAGAUUAGUUACCAAAUUCUAGAGACAUGAAUAUUAAGGAGAAUCAUUAACAAUGUUGUUCUUCUUUAAUGGUUUACAUCAUUCAUAAUGUGAAAAUGCAUUUUUUCAACAGUUUUAGAAACCUGCAAAAGACCAGAGCAUGUGAUGUCUCAAAAGAGAAGGAAGUAUUGGUCAUGUGUACUAAUUCUGACCGCAUGCUCUACUUUGAAAUGCUCCCUCAGCAUUUUGACUUGCAAAGAGCUCACAAAACAGCCUCUCAGUGGGUUGGGAGGUGGGGAGAUAACUCAAGAAAAGUGGAUUUUUUUCCCCUGUGCCUUUGGCUCCUAUGUUUCUAGAGUGUUUCCAUGAAUAUGGGCUAGCCACUAGCCCAAAUUAGACUUCAUUCAAACAACAUUUGAUCAGCCCCUUAAAUUUGCACAUUUCCAGGAUGAAUUCAAGUAAAUAUUAAAGAAUGAAAGAAAAUCAAUGUCAGAAAAUAGAGAACCAAGUCUAUGGGGUGUGUCGUAAGUAAAAUUAGAUACAAUUAUCAACAUUACCUUGGUAUUUCUGAUAAGAGUUUUGGAGUAAAACUCCCAUUCAGCUCUAGUUUGUAGAAAUCCUUAAUUUCAUGACUCAGAGAAACUAAUCCAUGGCAACACUCCAAGAAACAACCACCUUGUCAUGCAAGUGGUCACUGAGAAAUGUCUAUAAUUUAUAUGACCUGCUGUCCUGGACCUUCUAUUUGUAUCCAGCUUUAAUAAAAGAAUUACAUACAGUUUCAAUGUAAACAUUUGAUUAAUGACAUUCUCUGCAAAGGAAGUAUUAUAGACAUAAUAGGAAAUACUUUUAAGAAAUAUUUUGUAUCUACACAAACAAAAGGAACACAGAGGUUUACCUCCCUACUUUCUUAUAUUUUAUGUGACUCUUCAUUAUUGGUGCUGAAUCUGAACCUGAAAGAUUUGAGUCAAAUCUUUCAUAUAUCUAACGAACAAGAGGAGCUAUUGAACGAUUACUACAAAGUUUCUUGAAGUACUAAUUUAUCCUUCUCAUGGAGACCAUAAUCACCACAAAGCAUAACUUUCUUGUCUACUGAAACACACCUGGGGAAAAUGUAAACAUUACUUGUAAUUACCUAUGGAUGCCACCUGUUCAUGCUUUAAUUUAUCUCCAUUGUUUUAAUAUAAUCAUAUCACUUUUAAAGGGCUCAGCAUGUAUGUAUCUUUCAUUCCACUUUAUAUACUAGUUUGCUGAAUUAACAAGGUUUCCCUUGCAAAUAGUGCAAGCUAGACUACUUUGGAAUUCUCCUUUCCAAAAAAAUAAGCCACUCUUCCCUGUACACAUUCUUCCUGUACAGAGGCUGAAUUCAUGCAUCCAUCCUCCAUCCUCCAUGCCAAAAUACUCAAAGGUGGCCUAAGGACUAAAUUAAAUGCCUCCUAUAGAAUUUCCAGGAAUGUUAGAACCAGGAACUAGUUGUUUAGUUAAAGUUUUUUUAAAAAGUAUAUAAAUAUAUAUAUAUAUAUAUAUACAUAUAUACAUAUGAAAUCAUAUCAACAAUGAGGAUGAACUGAGUGCCAAAUAGCCAACAUCUGUACAAAGUCACCUGCCACUAGAGUUAAUUAUUUUAUGUAAUUCUCUUUCACAUGCUUUUCAGAUUCUUUUGAUAAAUUCGCUUUAGUAGCAUGCAGGAUACUUACUCUGAAUGUACAGUAAGCUCUUCCAUUACCACCAUACUUUGUGCUCCUGGGAAAUAACUUCAUUACCAGAAUGUUGGUCAUUCCUUUAAAACACCGAACAAUUGCUUUUAUUUGAGUUGUUUUUUCCCAUGAUCCUUUGUUUACUCUAAGCUGAUUGUAAGGAAAAUGUGCUUCACUAUUGCUCCAGAACUCUUUUAUGAAGCUGCUCUUUCAAUUGAUUUCUGUAUUGCUUAUGUUCAUCUCCUGUAAAUAAUUCUGCAAUUAAAUUUUUUGAGAAAAGUA